Rhipicephalus microplus (southern cattle tick) is the source of this 661-nucleotide messenger RNA. RefSeq lists its product as uncharacterized. Lineage: Eukaryota; Metazoa; Arthropoda; Arachnida; Ixodida; Ixodidae. The record is from RefSeq and is a predicted model, not a curated record.
AUGAGCCUUGUCGGCCAGACUUGCCCGUUCUUGAUGCGAACUCACCGUGGGGCUUUGAAACAUGACCGCCGCAGCUGCUGGCCGUCAGAACGACAGCUGCGCCGUCGCCGCAGCUAUGCGCGCAAGUGCGCACCGCACGCCGGAGAUCACGGAGUGCUCUCCGCAAUAGCUCGUUUUCAGCUUCAGUUUCGUCGGAAGCAAGUUUUCCUUGUGUCGAGAUGGUGUUGUUCGCACUGCGGGUAUGGGAUUUGCGUAACUUCAGCUUCAACAGACGUUCUUCAGGAUUGCUGCCAUGACGGUAAUGGUGUGGGUGAUGCUUCUGCUCGCGCAGGCGGCUGUGGCCAUUGUGUGCCCACCACACGUCUGCGAAAGCACCAAGUGCCCGCGGCCGCCUGUAAAGACCUGUCACGGACGGCUGAGCACCCAAGGGAGUUUCUGCGGGUGUUGCAAAGUUUGCAUGCACGAAUCAGGGUUCGGAGAACCAUGCACGUAUUCGCCCCUUCUCGGUGUGCCCUCGGCGUCUCAGUGCACGAGGGGUCUCAUCUGCGAUCCUCGUGCGAGCGUGUGCAUCCCAGCGCUGUGGUACAUUGCCCAUCACCUCGAUGGCCGUAACAUAAAGACCACUUCUCGCAGGUUGAGUUAAUAAAUGCUCGAGUUCAGA